This is a messenger RNA of Cylicocyclus nassatus, 2751 nucleotides long. NCBI's taxonomy places the organism in Eukaryota, Metazoa, Nematoda, Chromadorea, Rhabditida, Strongylidae. The record is from the annotation of a GenBank genome assembly.
AGUUUCAGCGUCGAUGAGUGACGUUGAGAUGAAAGAUGCUGAUGAGGAGGAGUUCCAUCUCAGUCGCGUGAUCGAUGCUCAUAAAACCGAUGUGAAAUGUCUCACAUCCACUUCAGCAGGAGUGAUAAUCUCCGGUGGUCGCGAUGAAGUUGUGAAAUUCUGGACGAAAAGAGGAGGAGAAUUCUCCGAAACGCUAGCUUUUCCUCAGCCAAAGGGCUUAGCUGUGAAUUCAAUAGGAUAUUAUGAGUCACCUGAUGGAUGGCGGGUGUUUGCUGGCAGAAAAGAUGGUUCAAUAGCUGUAUAUGGCUCCGGAUCUCCAGAACCCUUGACCGUAUUAACACAACAUUCGUCAAACGUGUGCUGUCUAUAUGUCGAUGAGAAGAAUCAUAUAUUACUGAGUGGGUCGUGGGAUAAUAACGUUAUUGUAUGGCCGAUAAGAGAAUUGGGAUCACCUGAAUUUCCGGCACUGCUACUAAAUGGGCAUAAGCUGUCAGUAUGGGCAUUAGCCGCCAUAGAAUCAUCUCCAGGACAUUACCUCUCAGGAAGCGCUGACAAAACCAUCAAACUGUGGCAAGACGACAACGAGAUUAGGACCUUCACGGGUCACACCGAUGUUGUACGAGCAUUGCUAGUCAUAUCUAAUGAUAAAUUUCUGUCCGCUGCAAACGACUCCACCAUCAGACUUUGGCACACUGAGACUGGUGUUUGCAUAGCGAAAUUCUCGUCAUUAGUGGAUGAAUUCAUCUUCAGCUUGGCUCUCGUCGAUUCACAUGUGAUCUCGUGCAGCGAAGGUGGAUAUGUAGAGGUUUGGAAACAAUCUACUGUCGACGACCAGCCAAGUCUUUCGCACACUCAGCUAAUUCAAUCCCCUGCGCUUACUCUGUGGGCUGUCAAAGGCUUACCAAACGGCGACAUUGCUUGCGCUGCUAGUGAUGGAAAAAUAUACACAUUCACGCAAGAGAAGAGUCGAGCAGCUCCAGAAGCUAUUGCGUCUGCCGUUGCUGAUGCUAUAGCAGCUAAGGUAGCGAAAGAAUUAGAAAGGAAGGAACGUCAAGCUAGCGAAACUGUUGUAAUCAAAGUGUCGUUGGACGAUAGCGCUCCAAAUAUGGAGCUUCGCUACAAGAAAGGGACUGAUCCAGCCAUAGCAGCAGAAAAGUUCAUACAGGAUUACAAUCUUCCUGCGUCUUAUUUGAAUGAAAUAGUGGACUACAUCAAGGCUCAUGUUCCAGAAGCUGCUGCAGCUGCUCUGAAACAGCAUAAAGUGCAACCAACACAGCGUGUUGUUGUGGAUGGAAAGGAGUACGAUUUCGCCUUCGAUGUAACUAUUGAUGAUGGAAGAAAACUACGACUUCCUUACAACUUGGACGAAGAUCCAGAUGUUGCUGCUCAGCGAUUUGUUGAAAAGCAUAAUCUGCCUAUUUCAUUUCUAGCAAAGGUAUCAGGAUUGCUUAGAUCUCAAACAGGUGUCAGCUCAAAUAGUCGUUCUACCACAUUUUAUGAUCCGUUUACUGGUGUUGGACGGUACGUUCCCGGCGAGAAGCCUGCUGUUUCUACAAAUGGCAAUCUAGAUCCUCUCACCGGCAGCGGACGGUAUAUCCCAGGAAACUCCUACGGAGAUUCCGCAGUGGACGUAGGCGGAGACCCUCUCACUAGCUCAGGAGGCUACAAGCCAGGGUCAGCUUCCGGUGACGUUAUCCCAAGUGCUUGUCUGCCGUUAGAUAAGAAGAGACCUCGGGGUGAACUUGUACCUAUGUCUGUUUAUUAUCGCUUUGGCGUGGAGCAGCUGAGCACUAAGGCCUUCGCGAAGCUUGUAGAGGUGAACAACACGCAAACAGCUUUGAAACUGAGUGAGCAACAGCUGGAAGCAAUCCACAGUCUAAUGUCGGGUCCCAGUGGAAGCAUCAAUCACGAUCUUUUGACUACCGCACUUGAAACGGGAUUACAAUGGAGCAUGGGAGAUCUAGUCCCGAUUCUCGACGUAUUUCGAGUGGCGCUUUUGGAUGAAAAGCUGAAUUCUUACUUUUGCGACAUGAAGGGACGAGGAAACAAUACGCAGCAGCGGUUAUCUGCUCUCCUUUUGAGUGAGCCCCCAGAUGCUGUUUCUAUACUUGUUUGUCGAUCAAUGGCAAAUGCAUUUGUCCAUGACUGCGGACGCGAGAUGCUUUCACAAGACUUCCAGACAUUGUUCACAGUAGUGGCAAAUCAGUUGACUAGUAGUAAAGCAGCACUUCAAUUGGCAGCAGCGUCGGCACUUGCUAACUGGAGCCUAUAUCUUUUAAAUAAGUCUGAUAAGGUUGCUGAGUUGGGCCCACGCGAGGAUGCUAUCCGCGCUAUAAUCAAGCUGUGUGACGAACGAUUACAAGCAUUUGGAUCUGUCAGCGAAGGUGCUAUGAUACGUUUGCUUCAAGCUAUUGUGACCCUAAUGUGGGGCGAUACAACUGUCAUCAAUCUUGCGAAAUCUCGCAAUAUGUUGGCUAUAGUCAAUAAGAUCAAGGAUGCUGUUGUUGAUGAACGGGGGAAGAAUAUUGCAAGAGAUAUCGCAGAGAUGAUAUACGCUGUUUGAUCAUGUCGUCAUCUAACUUUUUUUUUUACUUAUGCUGUAAUCUAUUCUCAUCACGGGCUUUCUUUGAGCCUUUUAGCUAGGCGCUAUGUGUUUGGUUCUCCGCUCAUAAUCAUCAUAUGUUAUUUGAAGUACCUGUGUGAUCAUUGUGUGCAUGGUUGUUGAGACAUUGUAUAAAUUAUAUCUCUACG